This is a messenger RNA of Didymosphaeria variabile, 1041 nucleotides long. RefSeq lists its product as uncharacterized. The coding region runs from base 1 to 1041 and encodes 346 amino acids. NCBI's taxonomy places the organism in Eukaryota, Fungi, Ascomycota, Dothideomycetes, Pleosporales, Didymosphaeriaceae. The transcript has 7 exons. The record is from RefSeq and is a predicted model, not a curated record.
AUGUUCUGGAACGCACUUGCCAUCAGCGCGCUGCUUGCGCAGUCUGCAUCCGCGCAGAACAUGCUGCGCUUUGGGUGCUCGCAGCUCACGAUCGAGCGAGCUGAUCCUCUCGUUGCCCCUGGCGCCAACCCUUCCCCUCACACCCACCAAAUUAUUGGAGGAAACAGCUUUAACCUAACGAUGGAGCCAGCCAAAUACGAUCCGCCGGCCAAGUCCACCUGCACCACGUGCACAUACUCCGAGGACUUCAGCAACUACUGGACCGCCUCCCUAUACUUUAAGUCCCCUGAGAACGGCACUUUCCAGCGCGUCCCGCAAUUUGCGAAUGUCGGACUCCAACAAGACGGCGGCAUGACGGUCUACUACAUGCCCUACUCCGCCCAAAACGGCAAAAUGACAGCCUUCAAGCCAGGCUUCCGCAUGAUCGCCGGCGACCCUAUGCUCAAGAAGAACUCCAACAAAGCCUCCAUCUGCCACCGCUGUCUCGGCAACGGCGAGGGCUUCGCACCCUGCGACUCAAAAGACACCGGCGAACUACCUCUGAAGUACUGCCCAAAGGGUAUCCGUGCGACGGUCAUCUUCCCAUCCUGCUGGGACGGCACGAAUCUUGAUAGCCCAGAUCACAAGAGCCACGUCGCGUAUAGUAACAGUGGCGGUCUGGGCACCCCGAAUUGCCCAAGUACGCAUCCAGUAAGGAUUCCGCAGGUCAUGUACGAGAUAAUGUGGGACACCGGCCGCUAUAAGAACGACGCUUGGUACAAGAACGGGAAGCAGCCCUUUGUGUACAGUUUUGGCGACGGCACUGGCUACGGCCAACACGGUGACUACCUCUUCGGUUGGAAAGACGACUCUUUGCAGAAAGCCAUGGACGCUCUUCCCUCGGGCAAGUGCGCGAAUGCCAAUUGCGGCGUGUUGAAGAUCCAGAGCGCGGCAGAUGCGAUGAAGUGCAAGAAGGCGCAGCAAGUGCCGGAGGAUAUUGGGAAGGAUGGUGCGUGGUUGAAGGAGUUGCCUGGUGGUGCGAGUGUGACGUAUGCGAAAUGA